Messenger RNA from Hansenula ciferrii, 3792 nucleotides. RefSeq names its product SKI complex RNA helicase subunit SKI2 (gene SKI2). The record is from RefSeq and is a predicted model, not a curated record. Bases 1 to 3792 code for a protein of 1263 amino acids. Gene Ontology annotation, biological process: nuclear-transcribed mRNA catabolic process, 3'-5' exonucleolytic nonsense-mediated decay. The transcript has a single exon. Lineage: Eukaryota; Fungi; Ascomycota; Saccharomycetes; Phaffomycetales; Wickerhamomycetaceae. Gene Ontology annotation, cellular component: Ski complex. Gene Ontology annotation, molecular function: ATP binding; RNA binding; RNA helicase activity.
AUGAGUAUGAUAGAAGAUCAAUUUGAUGAUGAUAUCAGCAAUUUGUUGAACGAGCUACAGUUGUCAGAAAAUAAUGAUCCUUUAGAACCAACAACAAAGACAACCUGGGAAAAAGCAGAUGUUUCUAAUUCAAACGAGGCAUUGAAGUCUAAAUAUCUAAACCCAUCUUCUUCACUUCCAUGGGAUCUACUUGAUGUAAUCCAACAUGUCCCCGAGAAAGAUCCAAAAGACCUAUAUGAUUCAUUGUUGAAAGUGCCAAAUAGUAUAUCACGUUCGGGCUAUAGAUUAAAAAGAAGAGGUAUCAAAGGUCAAGUUUAUACUUACAAAGAGGAAGUUGAUGCUGUUGAACUACAACAAUCGAAUGCUGCCUCUUCAUUGUCAUUGAAUAGAAAAUUCACAUCCAAGGAAUCUGCGCUUAAAGGUAGCACAAGUUAUUUACCUUUCCAACCAGGUGGUAUCACUACAAAAGCUAAAUCCACUGAUAUUACAUCAUUACUUCAUAGAGAUGGUGAUGGAUUGUUCGAUAUUCCACAAGGUCUUUCUAGAGGCUUAAAUAUUGGUGGACAAAACUCAGUUGCAGCCGUCAAAGAAUUGGAUAAUAUUGUGGAUGAUGAAGGAGAUGAGAACGAAAAUCAGAACAUAAAUUUAGAGGAUGGUGAUGACCUUAUCCAAAGUGUUGAUGAGAUUGCUUCAAAAGAAUCCAGGAAUAAAUCAACAGCUGAUUCGGGACUUAUGAAAGAAAUCGAUGAGUUAUUACCAGUCGAUAUCAAUUUUGGUCGAACUAUAGCAGCAAAAGACACAACUACUAUAAAACGUAAAGAUUGGGCACACGUUGUUCAUUUGAAUCAUAAAAUUGAAAAUUUCCAUGAACUCAUUCCAAAUAUGGCUAGAGAAUGGCCCUUUGAAUUGGAUACUUUCCAACAGGAAGCUGUUUAUCAUUUAGAACAAGGUGAUUCGGUUUUCGUUGCUGCGCAUACAUCUGCCGGUAAAACUGUUGUUGCAGAAUAUGCAAUUGCAAUGGCUAACAGAAAUAUGACAAAAGCUAUUUAUACAUCGCCUAUUAAAGCUUUAUCAAAUCAAAAGUUUAGAGAUUUCAAACAUGAUUUCCCAGAUGCAGAUGUUGGUUUAAUUACUGGUGAUGUUCAAAUUAAUCCAGAAGCUAAUUGUUUAAUUAUGACUACUGAAAUUUUAAGAUCAAUGUUGUAUCGUGGGGCUGAUUUGAUCAGAGAUGUUGAAUUUGUUAUUUUUGAUGAAGUUCAUUAUGUUAAUGAUAUAGAUAGAGGUGUUGUUUGGGAGGAAGUUAUUAUUAUGUUACCUGAUCAUAUCAAGUUUAUUUUGUUAUCAGCUACUGUCCCAAAUACAUUUGAGUUUGCUAAUUGGAUUGGUAGAACUAAGCAUAAGGAUAUAUAUGUUAUUUCUACACCAAAGAGACCAGUGCCUUUAGAAAUUAAUAUUUGGGCCAAGAAGAAGUUAUUCAAAGUUAUUGAUGCAGAAAAGAAAUUCAUUGAAAAGAACUUCAAUGAACACAAAGAACUUUUACAGGGUCCAAAGCCUGGGACUGUUUCAAAUGGUCGUGGUGGAGGUAAUACAGGUAGAGGAGGUCCAGGACGUGGUGGACAAAGAGGUGGAGGCCAAAGAGGCGGUGGACAAAGAGGCAGCGGCGGUGGACGUGGUGGUGGACGUGGUGGAUUUGGUAACUCGAAUAAUGGUAAUAACUUUAAGAGAUUUCAAGUUGAUCGUCCAAACAAAAAUACUUGGAUUGAGCUUGUUCAAUACUUGAAUAGUAAUAAUUUACUUCCUGCUGUUGUUUUCGUUUUCUCCAAGAAGAGAUGUGAAGAAUACGCAAAUACAUUGACUAGUAUUGAUUUCUGUAAUGCAAAGGAGAAAUCUCAAAUUCAUAUGUUUAUUGAUAAAGCAGUUGCAAGAUUGAAAAAAGAAGAUCGUGAAUUACCUCAAAUCAUAGCCAUUAGAGAAAUGUUGAGUAGAGGUAUUGCAGUCCAUCAUGGUGGUUUACUACCAAUUGUUAAGGAAGUUAUUGAAAUUUUAUUUUCUAAAACUUUGAUCAAGGUAUUAUUUGCAACUGAAACUUUUGCUAUGGGUUUGAAUUUACCAACAAGAACUGUUGUUUUCAGUGAAUUGAGAAAACAUGAUGGUACGGGUUUCAGAGAUUUAUUACCAGGUGAAUUUACACAAAUGUCAGGUAGAGCUGGUCGUAGAGGUUUGGAUAAAACUGGUACUGUUAUUACAAUGGCUUACAACGAGCCAUUAAGUUCAUUACAAUUCAAAGAUGUUACAUUAGGUGUCCCAACAAAAUUAGUAUCACAAUUUAGAUUGACAUAUAAUAUGAUUUUGAAUUUGUUAAGAAUUGAAGCUUUAAGAGUUGAAGAAAUGAUUAAACAUUCCUUCAGUGAAAAUGCAUCCCAAACGUUACUACCAGAACAUCAAAAGAAAGUUGUGGAGCUUGAAUCCAAAUUUGAAGAUUUAGAACUUGAUCCAGCUGAUCUUGAUCCAGAUUCAGAUAUUCAAAAAGCUCAUGGUGCUAUGAUUAGAUAUAAACAAUUGACAUCUCAAAUUAUGAAUGAAGCUUUGAAUAAUGCACUUUUAUCCAAACAGUUUAGAGUUGGUAGAUGGAUCAUUUUCAAAGAUGGUAAAGGUUUGUCAAGAGCUGGUAUUAUUUUGAAGCAAAGUAACAUAUCAGGGGUUCCAACAUUUUCAACUUUGUGUUUCAAAAUGGGGUCUGUCGAAGAUGAGAAACCAAAUGGAUUACCAUAUAUCACAGAAAUUCAAGGAUUUAUUAGAAAACAUUUCACAAAAAUUCAAUAUCAUGGAGGUCUUCAUGUCCGUGAUGUGUCUAUAAAUGAUAUUGAGCUCUUAACAAGAUUGAGUGUUAAUGCAAGUUUAAAUGAAGUGUUGAAAAAUAAUCAAGAACAAAUUGGUGUUCUGGCCGAUAAUGUUCAAUUAUUAUUGAGAUUCCAACAUAAAUUAGGUGAAAUUGAUUGGAACAAGUUUGCAACUCUGAAAUUACACGAAUUGGUCAAAGAAAGGGAAGAUAUUAUUCAAGUUAUCGCUCAGAACCCUGUUAUUGAAGAUCCAAAUUUUACAAAAAAAUUCAAUAAAAUUCAUGAGAAAUACCAAAUCUCACAAGAAAUUGAUUCAUUGAAAGCUAUGUUAUCAGAUGAAAAUCUUGAAUUACUACCUGACUAUGAACAGAGAUUAGAAGUUUUGAAAGAAUUAGGAUUCGUUGAUCAUAAUUUAAAUGUUGUUAUGAAAGGUAGAGUUGCCUGUGAAGUUAAUAGUGGUUGGGAAUUAGUCGUUACAGAACUAGUUCUUGACAACUUUUUAGGUGAUUUUGAACCUGAAGAAAUUGUUGCCUUAUUAUCAGCGUUUGUUUAUGAAGGUAAAAUUAAUGAAGAAGAAGAUGCAAAGAUUACACCAAGAUUAGAGAAGGGUAAACAACGUAUUUCAGAUAUCAUGCAAAAUGUUUUGGAUGUCUAUAGUAAACAUCAAGUCACUUUAACAUCAGAAGAACAAGAAUUUUUGGAAAGAAAGAGAUUUUCUUUAGUCAAUGUUGUUUAUGAAUGGGCUAGAGGUAUGAGUUUCAAAGAAAUUAUGGAAUUAAGUGUUGAAGCUGAAGGUACAAUUGUUAGAGUCAUCACAAGAUUAGAUGAAGUUUGUAGAGAAGUUAAAUCUGCAGCUUUAAUUAUUGGUGAUUCUUCCUUACAUUCUAAAAUGAGUACUGCCCAAGAAAAGAUUAAGAGGGAUAUUGUUUUCUGUGCAAGUUUAUACUUGUGA